This is a messenger RNA of Symbiodinium sp. CCMP2592, 2634 nucleotides long. The record is from the annotation of a GenBank genome assembly. NCBI's taxonomy places the organism in Eukaryota, Dinophyceae, Suessiales, Symbiodiniaceae.
AUGCCGCAAGAUUCUUUGGACAACCAAAUGGCAAAUAAGCAGGGCAGCAAAGGCGUAGAGGAUGAGGAUGAGCCUACAACUCAAGCACUCGAUGAAGACGACGUCAUUAUCAUGCGCACUUACGGCGUUGGCCCCUAUGUCGGGCCAAUCAAGAUUGCAGAGAAGGAAGCCAAAGAGUACAUCAGCAAGAUCAACAAGCUUAUCGGAGUUAAGGAAUCUGACACCGGCCUGGCCCCUCCAAGUCAGUGGGAUUUGGAAGGCGACAAACAGAUGAUGAAGCAGGAGCAAGCGUUGCAAGUCGCCCGGGUGACCAAGAUUAUUGAUCCGGGCACAGAUGACACCAAGUACGUCAUCAAGAUCCGUGAGUUCGCCAAGUUUGUUGUCGGCCUUGGUGAGAAGGUGUCUGCCACUGACAUCGAGGAAAGUAUGCGCGUCGGUGUGGACACAUCCCAUGGAGGAAAGUACCGAAUUCAAAUCCCGCUGCCACCAAAAAUUGACCCAUCAGUGACAAUGAUGACGGUCGAGGAGAAGCCUGACGUCACUUACAACGACGUGGGUGGCGCCAAGGAGCAGCUGGAGCGGCUUCGAGAGGUUGUGGAAAUGCCACUGCUCCAACCAGAGCGGUUCGUUGCUCUAGGCAUUGACCCGCCCAAGGGUGUGCUGCUGUACGGGCCGCCGGGCACAGGGAAGACCCUGACCGCACGUGCGGUGGCAAAUCGUACCGAUGCAUGUUUCAUCUGCGUCAUUGGCUCCGAGCUUGUCCAGCGCUACGUCGGUGAAGGAGCACGCAUGGUGCGCGAGCUCUUCCAGCUUGCCAGGACAAAGAAGGCCUGCAUCCUUUUCAUCGACGAGGUAGAUGCCAUCGGUGGCUCCCGUGGUGGAGAUGAAGGCAAUAGUGAUAGCGAGGUCCAACGAACAAUGCUGGAAAUCGUGAAUCAGUUAGAUGGCUUUGACUCUCGUGGCAAUGUCAAGGCAAGCCCUGCUUGCGAAUUCAAUUUGCGGUUGGCCCACAUGUCUGCGCAUCGAACUUUGCACAUGAACUGUGCCUUGAAGAUGGACGGCCUCGUGCGCAAGCCAUGCCCACCAAGUAUGGCAGAGCGCCCUGCGUACUGUCCCGAGUCGAGCAGAGCUCGGCUGGACAUGGUCAGAGCACUUGCAGAUCACGUCAGCGCCGUCUACUUCAUGACCGCCGAUUGUUACGAGACUGCCGAGGAAGAGCCCUUGGAGCUGCUCCCUAUUCUAAACUUCCUGAUAGAUUUGGGGGAUAUGACCUGCUACGCAAGGCAAGUGAACUGCUACUACGGCGGCACCGCCGAGCACCACGAUCUCGUGAUGGCGCUGGUGGACCAUCUGGAGAUGCAGUGCUUGGAGAUGGGAAGCCUAUGUCAGGACGUACUACAGAAGGAUCACUUCUACGAGCAUCUUGCGCUCGGGCAGGGCGACCUUUUCGGAGAGGUGCUGGACAGGCUGGCCGCUUACGUGGCAAAGCUCUUUUGGAAGCAGCAGGGCCGGGCCAAGGCACCCACGUUAGCAACCGUGCUUUCUCACGCAGCGACAUGGACUCUUGGGGGUGAGUUUGUGUCCGACUUCGACGCAUGUGGUCCAGGGCUGCAUCCGCGCCGUGCACAUCGGCUAGAUGGGGAGAUAUCAGACUUUUCAUCCAGCCAUGCAGUUUUCCUGACGCAGUCUCGGAUCUUGGAGGUGUUCCUAACUGACCGCGACUUCGGGCCCGGCCUUCCCAUGAUCGUGAACCUCGGCGCCGGCCAGCACGACCCUGCAAAUUGCCUCCUCGAACGGUCAGGUUCAUUCGGCGCCGUCCUUUUCGAGAUCGAUCCCAAGAUGGUGGAAGACCUGCGAUUGCGAUUUGGUCGCCGACAGGAGGUCGUACUGGUCUCAGAGCUGGUGAGCCCUGGUCGCUUUGUGGAGCAGUUGCUCCAAGUUGCCCCGGAGCCACUGCAUGCUCGUUUUCCGGCUCUGCUGAAGAUUGACGUGGACAAUGGCGACUGCGAUUACCUGGCGGUGUGGUUGGAAGCAGGGUACCUGCCACUGGUGAUUCACAUGGAGAUUGUCCACUCCUACUUGCCCCCAGAGAUCGGGCUAUCCAUUCCCUUUGACGAAGCCAAAUCUCCUGGAAACAUCAGUCAGCAGUACAGUGAGUCAUCGAUGAUGUCAGUCGGAUGCUCUUUGGGGGCUGCGCUGCACUUGCUCAGGAGUCAAUACUCUCUGCUCACGUGGAGCUACUUCAAGCCGGUGCACGUCGAGUUUGUCCUGACCGCUUGGGCGCAAGAACAGAGAAUAGAAGUUGUUCCAACAGAGCAAAUUCCAAGCUUCUGGCGUCAAGUGGUGUCUUAUCGGGAGGUGUUCCACCCUGACCACUACCAUGGAUUGGAGCUGGAUCCACGGCAGAUGGUGGUGACAGGGCAUUCCAUGUUGUACAUCUCAGGACAAUGGCAAUUGACAGAGAUGUGCGAUUUGAGUGCCGAGUGCCGCAGCGUUUGCACAGAAGCUGGCAUGUAUGCCAUCCGAGCCCGUCGAAAGAGCAUCUCCGAGAAAGACCUGAUAGACGCCAUCAACAAGGUUAUCAAAGGCUAUUCGAAGUUCUCUGCGACUCCGAAGUACAUGGUCUACAACUGA